AGUAAACUGCGGGUGCAGAACACCAACCAGUCCCUGUUCUACCUGGAGGACAGUCGCGUGCGUGUCAACUGCUCCGUGGCGUCCCAGACCAGCCAAGACUCCCAGCAUGCCGUGCUCUGGUAUGUGCGCCGCGCGGUGGGUGCUGAGGCCGAUGAACUGCUGCUGAGGAUCGAGCGCUCGGGUGCGUUUGAAUACGGCGCGUAUGCGGACGAGGAGAGGUUGAGGCGACGGGUGCAGGCUGAGAGGCUGUCGCCACGGCUUUACGCGCUGACACUGAACAGGGCGGAGAGCAGCGACUCUGGGACGUACUACUGCCUGGUGGAGGAGUGGCUCACAGACCCAGAUGGAGUCUGGUACAGACUGGCACGGGACUCCUCAGGCUUCACACAGGUCCUAGUCAGACAACCAGGUGAGGAGGGAACAAGGGGAGGGAUAUAGGGAUGGAUGGGAUGAAGCCUGGUACAAACUGGCACGGGGCUCCUCACUCAGCCUUUACACACAGAAAUCUUCCUAAGAGAAAUAGCAAGAGCCCAGUCUCUCUCUCUCGAUCGCUCUCUCUCUCUCUCGAUCGCACUCUCUCUCUCUCUCUCUCACCUUCCCUCUCUCUCUCUCUCUCUCUCUCUCUCUCUCACCUUCCCUCUCUCUCUCUCUCUCUCUCUCUCUCUCUCUCUCUCUCUCUCUCUCUCUCUCUCUCUCUCUCUCUCUCUCUCUCUCUCUCACCUUCCCAUUUACACCAGAGAUCUGUAUAUAAUGAUGAGAUGCUCAUUUCUCCAUGCUAACAAUGGGAGUUGUCCCAAAAGUGGGAAGGCAGGUGACAAGCUUAGGUCCAAAAUAAGCCCAUAGAAACAUAUUGGCCUUAAUUUGGACAGAUUUUGGCGAGAGUGAAACCUCUCGCUUCGCCUCUUCCUCUCCGUUUACACACACACCCCAAGAUCACUUCUUCCUCUCUGACAAGCGGUUUCAACUCUCUAUUUGCAUUUGAGGUUUGGUACAACAGAAUCGGUCAUAUGGACACCAAAACACAUUGAAACAUUAUUUUACUGUAAUAGAGGAGACGUUAAUCUUUCUAAUGAUACCCUUUUUAUGUCUCAACUCCUCAAAUUGUGCGCAAAGCAGACACUACUAAAACAGGAGUAUCAAUGAACAUUCAUUCUGGAAAAUUAAUACUCAGUUUGUCGCGUGCCUGCAUUGCGGUACCACAUACUGCUAGCAGCAUUUUAUUCAAAGACUGUUAUACUAGCUGUCUAGUCUGUGUUUUAUAAAUGUGCAAUAAGCAUAAAACACAAUUAAAUAAGGAAUUGGCAACUCGUUCUCAUUCUGAAAAAUAAGGUAGGCCACUUGAUUUCAACACCUGAAAAAAGUGGAUAGGCUAGCAGUUGGAGAAGGACAGAAGGGUGUGUUCAACUGUUCUGCCUUGUUAGCUAGAAAAUAGAUCCAAGUUGGCUAAACUUGAAAUAUAAAGAUUAGCUGGCUACUUACUAGCAUGUGGGCUUGUGCUUGAGAGAUUGUUUAUGAGACCUGUGUUAAUGUUCUAUAAUGUCUGCUACAAGAAGUUAGUCAUUAUUAGUGAAUGUGCAUUAUGCAUGGUUCUGGUUAAAGGGGCAUUUCAUAGACAUACUUGAAAGCCAGAUCAGUGGUUAUUGCAAAAAAGCACGUUAAACUACGCUGAACAAAAAUAUAAAACGCAAUAUGUAAAGUGUUGGUCCCAUGUUUCAUGAGUUGAAAUAAAAUAAUUGGCCAUACGCACAACAAGCUUAUUUCUCUAAAGUUUUGUGCACACAUUUGUUUACACCCCUGUUGGUGAGCAUUUCUCCUUUAGCAAGAUAAUCCAUCCAUCUGCCAGGUGUGGCAUAUCAAGAAGCUGAUUAAACAGCAUGAUCAUUACCACAGGUGCACCUUGUUUCUGGGGACAAUAAAAGGCCACUCUUAAAUGUGCAGUUUUGUCACAGAUGUACCACAGAUGUCUCAAGUUUUGAGGGAGUGUGCAAUUGGCAUGCUGACUGCAGGAAUGUCCACCUGAGCUGUUGCCAGAGAAUUGAAUGUUAAUUUCUCUACCAAAAGCCGCCUCCAACGUUGUUUUAGAGAAUUUGGCAGUACGUUCAACCGGCCUCACAAUCGCAGAUCACAUGUAUGGCGCCAUGUGGGCGAGCGGUUUGCUGAUGUCAACGUUGUGAACAGAGUGCCCCAUGGUGGCGGUGGGGUUAUGGUAUGGGCAGGCAUAAGCUACGGACAACGAACACAAUUGCCUUUUAUCGAUGGCAAUUUGAAUGCACAGAGAUAACGUGACGAGAUCCUGAGGCCCUUUGUCGUGCCAUUCAUCCGCCGCCAUCACCUCAUGUUUCAGCAGGAUAAUGCACGGCCCCAUCUGUACAUAAUUCCUGGAAUCUGAAAAUGUCCCAGUUCUUCCAUGGCCUGCAUACUCCCCAGACAUGUCACCAAUUGAGCAUGUUUGAGAUGCUCUGGAUCGACGUGUACGACCUCGUGUUCCAGUUCCCGCCAAUAUCCAGCAACUUCGCACAGCCAUUGAAGAGUGAGACACCAUUCCACAGGCCACAAUCAACAGCAUGAUCAACUCUAUGAGAAGGAGAUGUGUCGUGCUGCAUGAGGUAAAUGGUGAUAAUACCAGAUACUGACUGGUUGUUUGAUCCACGUCCCUUCCUAUUUUUUAAGGUAUCUGUGACCAACAGAUUCAUAUCUAUAUUUCCAGUCAUGUGAAAUCCAUAGAUUAGGGCCUAAUGAAUUUAUUUCAAUUGACUGAUUUCCUUAUAUGAGCUGUAACUCAGUAAAAUCUUUGAAAAUGUUGCAUGUUGCAUGUAUAUUUUUGUUCAGUAUAUUUUGAUCAAAUAAGUACAUUAUUAGUGGGUCUUAUGGUUGUGGAAGGCUUAUAUUUAUUUUUAUUUCACACGCCCUCAAUUCAUUACAUUAUUGCUGACUGUUUGAAAUGAAGUGUAUUUGACCUUCAAUUGUACAACAAAGCUUAUUUAGAGAAAAAAAAUUUUUAAUGUAGAUGUAUAUCGUGAAUCUAGAAACGAAAAAAUUUAGAUAUGAUUUUUAGGCCAUAUCGCCCGGCCCUAGCCCCUCCCACUGUCUACAUCCCUUUGUCCCACCAAUCACCUCCCCUCCAACCAGCUACCCCUCUAUUACCCUCCUCACCCCCCUAUGCGGAAGGUGACUGUUUACAGACAAACAUGGCUACCCCCUCCCCCUAACAUCUCUGAAAGCAAUCUGUUGUGCCAGGGGUCCUGUGAGUAGGGCAUUAUAAAUGCAGGGUGAAAUGUGCGGGUGUCCGUGGCAUCUGCCCAACUGCAACAUGAAGAUCAGACAGAAGGGCUGGAGUUGGUCAGGGAGCAACAGCGCUCAUUUGUAAUGAGCGCUGUUCCCCCAAUUACAUGAAUGCUGAAAAACACACUCACGCUGUGAAACACAUACAUUGCAGAAACAUAUCCGUUUGUCUCCUUCAAUUCCACGCCCUUGUGCUUGUGUGUAUUCAUGAUUAUGUGUGUAUAUCAGUGAAUCACUUUGUUUUUUCUUUGAGUGUCUCACCUCUGUUUCCUUCAGGAUCCCAAGGCUCACUAGGGUAUUGGGUUAUUAUCAAACACCAUAUCAGGGAGCGCUCAUUCCAUAUAUAGUUAUAUAUGUACAACUAUAUAAAUAUAUAAUGAUGGGCGGCAAACUUCCAGGCCUGAUUUCCCAGGUGGCUGUUGGGAGGGUCUCAUUAAGGUGCUAAAGAAUGCAGUCACCCAGGAAGUCAAACAGAAAUGGUUCAGAGGAAAGAUGAGAUGAGAUGCCAGUUCUCCCCUUGUCUGUCAUCUUCCCCUCUCCUCUCUCUGCGCUCUCCUUUUUAACAAGAAGAAACAUUACAGACAGCCUGAUCUAGCAGAGUCUUUUUAAGUUCAGUUCUUUUUACCUGUUCUAACUGGGUCAGUGUACAGGCCCAGUAGGAGUGUAGCCAUCCCACACAGACACUCUCCCGCGGGGCUAGUAGCCUCUAAGAGGGAGGGAGGCCCGGGCCUGGAGAAGCUGGUGGGGCUAGUUACCCUGUUAGCCACAUUUUUGAGGAUUUGGGGUUUUGGCAUUUAAGGGUAGUUGGGCACGUAAAACUGACGAGAGAGUUUAUGAUUGUGUUUUUGAUUAUGUGUGUUGAGGUUUUGAAGUAUAUCAUGAUUUGAAGCACAUCGGUAUCUGCCAGUGUAAAGUUUUCUGUUUCAAGGAAUGACAAUUAUUCUGCUGUUCUAGCCCCAAUAAUGAGCUUAAAAUUUGAAUUUUCCUCUCUCUCUCUCUCUCUCUCUCUCUCUCUCUCUCUCUCUCUCUCUCUCUCUCUCUCUCUCUCUCUCUCUCUCUCUCUCUGCCUCUCUCUGCCUGCAGAGGUGCGGUUGCAGGUGGAGGAGUCUGUGUCUAACAUCACUGUGUCCCAGUCCGGUUCCAUCCGGUUGGGCUGCAGCAUCCCUUCCCAGUCCUCCCGAGACUCCCGCUUCUCAGUGUCCUGGUACGUGGAGCGCUCCUUCACGCGCUCCCUGGAGGAGGAAGAUGAGGAAGAGGCAGACAGAUUGUGUGUGUUCUCCAUUGGACACGAUGCCGUAUUCGGGAACGGGAACUGUAGCCCCACUGAGGAGGCGGGGCCUAACUCACGUCUGCAGUUUGAGAGGACAACCUCUGACCUCUACAGCCUGACCAUCCAGGGGGCACAGCCCACUGACGCAGGGCACUACUACUGUCACGUGGAGGAGUGGCUGCUCAACCCCCGCAAUGCCUGGUAUCGCCUGGCGACCAACAACUCUGGUGUCACCAUCGUCAACGUGAUCCAGCAGGGUAAAUCAAUCAAUCAAUCUAACAUUUAUUUUUAAUAGUGCUUUUUUAAAUAAAACAGAUGGUGCCACAUGGUGAAUGACAAUGGCCUGGGGCUACAAAAAUAACAUUUCAGCUGCACUGCGUUUUUUUCCAACCGUGGCCUACCAACUUCUCCCAUUUGUAUCAUUAUCAUUCUACAGAUGGCAUAUGAGAUCAUUGGCUCGUGCUGAUCUUACUGAUGAUUCUGGUCUUUGAGUUAGUACUGACACAGUCACAUCUACGACUAUUGGCUGCUAUAAGUAGCAUGCCAAAGAAACAUCAAACUACACCAUAAUGGAAUGCUCUCCAUUGAUGUCAUCUUUUCAUCCGUAUGGCACUCUCAUCCAAUUUUCUCUUUUCUCUCUCUUAUCUCCCCCCAUCUUUCUCUCUCCCUCCCCACAGUCUCUACCCUGCAGUCGGUGGUGUGCUCCAAUGACUCUCUCUUCUACUUUAUCUUCUUCUACCCGUUCCCCAUCUUCGGCAUCCUCCUCAUCGCCGUGCUCCUGGUGCGCUAUAAGAGCCGCAGCCACAGCAAGUCCCAGGAGGGCAAGAACGGCGCCCCCUUACUGUGGAUCAAAGAACCCCACCUCAGCUACUCGCCCACCUGCCUGGACCCCCCCGUCCUCAGCCUGCACCCUGGCUCAGUGGAG
Molecule: messenger RNA, 5477 nt
Organism: Coregonus sp. 'balchen'
Lineage: Eukaryota; Metazoa; Chordata; Actinopteri; Salmoniformes; Salmonidae
Source: the annotation of a GenBank genome assembly